AAAUGACAAUAAAUUUACAUUACUCUUCUUCACUCUCAAUUGUCUUUUCAUUCUUAUUCUGCUGCUCAGAAGAAAAAUGGCAAAAAUGGUCAUUUUUACAUUGCCAAUUUUGCUGGAAUUGCUCUGUUUUCUAGCUAUGAAUGUCGGUGCUUUUUCUCCUUCUGGUUGGACCAAGGCUCAUGCUACAUUUUACGGAGGAAGUGAUGCUUCAGGAACUAUGGGUGGAGCUUGUGGAUAUGGUAACUUGUAUUCAAGUGGGUAUGGCACAAGUACUGCUGCUUUAAGUACUGCAUUAUUCAAUGAAGGAGCUUCAUGUGGGCAAUGUUACAAGAUUAUGUGUGAUUAUCAAGCUGAUUCAAGAUGGUGCAUUAAAGGAUCGUCUGUGACCAUCACUGCAACUAAUUUCUGCCCUCCUAAUUUUGCUCUUGCAAACAACAAUGGUGGCUGGUGUAACCCUCCGCUACAACAUUUUGAUAUGGCUCAACCUGCUUGGGAAAAGAUUGGCAUUUACAGAGGCGGCAUUGUCCCUGUUUUGUUCCAAAGGGUUCCGUGCGUGAAAAGAGGUGGAGUAAGAUUUAGCAUCAACGGAAGAGACUAUUUUGAGCUAGUGUUGAUCAGCAACGUGGGCGGAGCAGGAUCCAUCCAAUCUGUAUCAAUCAAGGGCUCAAAAACAGGGUGGAUGCCUAUGUCCAGAAAUUGGGGAUCUAACUGGCAAUCAAAUUCCUAUCUCAACGGUCAAUCUCUGUCUUUUAAGGUUACAACUACAGACGGAGUCACCAAAUCUUUUCUGAACGCUGUUCCAUCAAAUUGGGCAUUUGGUCAGACAUUUUCAAGCUCACUGCAAUUCUAACCAGCUUUUAAAAGUUGGUUCAGAAGGGUUUGCAUUGGCUGUGGCGUGCUCAUGAUUUUAUAAUAGAGCAGCCCGCUAUAUUCUUUUCUUCAAUGUUACUUUUAAUUAUUUUUGAUAUAUUGAAAUAUAGUUGCACCAAAAUAAGAGUCACUAUGAAAUUGGGGCUUAGCUUUUGUAAUAUGAACUUUAUUUGGUUUAUUUUGUGAAAUUUAUACUUUAUGAGCUUGUAAUAUCAAUCUUUCUUUGUUAUUUAA
Messenger RNA from Mercurialis annua (annual mercury), 1104 nucleotides. Its product is annotated as expansin-A11. Gene Ontology annotation, cellular component: extracellular region. Gene Ontology annotation, biological process: plant-type cell wall organization. Lineage: Eukaryota; Viridiplantae; Streptophyta; Magnoliopsida; Malpighiales; Euphorbiaceae. Bases 77 to 850 code for a protein of 257 amino acids. The record is from RefSeq and is a predicted model, not a curated record. The transcript has 3 exons.